This is a messenger RNA of Cydia amplana, 1249 nucleotides long. RefSeq lists its product as uncharacterized. Lineage: Eukaryota; Metazoa; Arthropoda; Insecta; Lepidoptera; Tortricidae. The record is from RefSeq and is a predicted model, not a curated record. Gene Ontology annotation, biological process: negative regulation of protein kinase activity; neurotrophin TRK receptor signaling pathway; negative regulation of TOR signaling. The transcript has 7 exons. The coding region runs from base 108 to 1226 and encodes 372 amino acids. Gene Ontology annotation, cellular component: cytoplasm.
UUGUGUGUGUGCUGUGUGUAUUUCUAUCUCCGGACUACUUUGUACAAAUUACGAUUGUGUAUUUUUAUACAAAUUUGAUCAUUUACGAUCGUCGCAUUUCAGUCAUAAUGGCUCUCUGUGUUUGUAAAUGCCUAAAUGUAACAUUAGGAAGUGAUAAAGUAGAAGAUAAUGUAGAUAUAAAAAAAUUGGAGUUAUCACCCACGGAACAAAGGGAUAUCUUUUUCAGUGAGAAAUUGGUUUCAACGCCAUUGAAUUCUCUGAAGAGUCAAGUGGUGCAACCAGCCCUGGUGUGCCAGCGAGCCGUGGGCCGUUGGACGCUGCACUCCUGCCUGGCCUGCGGGCUGGUCACGCACGCCAUCUCACAGGACAGGCCUAGUACUGUUCUCAUUCCCAAAGCCACACAAACCACACAAGAGAAAAUAAAUAAUCUUAAGAAGACAAGCAAUUUUUCUCCAGUUUUUAAUUUACUUGUGCCAGAAGUGACUAGCUUGGACAUGAAAGAGAAUGUGGACACAAACAAUAUAGUUAAUGAUAAGAAAGGCUGGCAGCCGGCACAGCAGGCCAUCGGCACGCUGAGCAAGCAGCUCACGCAGACCCUGCAGUCGCAGCUUGAAGCCAUUGAGGAUACUGUCAGGCAGUUCCGAGACCAAAAGUAUGCCGAGUUUGAAGCAUACAAAGACAGAGCACAAAGGGAUCACAAGAUAUUAGCUAGUAUAGUAAGCAAAACCCGAGACAGCCUGAACGGAGACGGCUUCCGGGUGGACACUUCCCUCGACAAUGGACCCCCUUCGCCACAACUACCUCCACUUCAGAGAAGAAGACUGUCUUCAUUCAAAGAUGCCAAAAAAACAUCACAGAAUAUUGUUAAGCACAACAGGGACCUUCCCCCAGAAGAAGAUUCGCUGGAAGCAGAAGAUAUCUUCGACAUAGAAGGGAUGGACUCGCACAACCACAUGAUCUCAGACCAGGAUGACUACGACGAUUCUGAUGUGGACGUCAGCAACGACGAAGGCAUCCACAUUGUGCGCGGGCGUGGCGCCGCUAACCUCGACCUGGCGCGCUCGCUGCCCAUCAACGUGCCCGUGUUCCCCGCCGAGCGCGCGGCCCGGGAGACCGACACCGACGAGGAGCCGCACGACAUCGCGGCGAGCAUCAAGGCGCUGGCGCGCUCCGUGCACGGCGACGUGUUCGAGCUGCCGCGCCCGCGCUUCAGCACGCAGAUCUAACACGCGCCACCUCACACCCCCCA